Myodes glareolus (Bank vole) is the source of this 1416-nucleotide messenger RNA. NCBI's taxonomy places the organism in Eukaryota, Metazoa, Chordata, Mammalia, Rodentia, Cricetidae. The record is from RefSeq and is a predicted model, not a curated record.
CGACAUAAAGAAGUUCAUCUUAUUACCAGUGGCUCUUAAAUGUGAAAAAAAAAAUUAACAGCAUUUCUGAGUCAUGGAACUUCAAAGAAAGCAGAGAAGAUGGGUGAGAGAUGCAGAACACUUCCUUAACGUUCUAACUUCAAAUUUCAAGAUUUGCAAAAGAAACAAGCUUGUGACGUUCUGAAGACUGAAAUUUUGAGAACUUGUAAAAUAGGCGGAGGAAUAAGAUACCAUCUGAGAACUGGAAGCUGCAUAAAGCCUACCGUCAUUGAUUCCAGGUUCCUGCUCACAGGCUACAUGGUCUGAAAAACUGGAAGCCAAGGGAUUAGCCCACAGUUGGCCCAGAUAACCUGUUUGAAAUGUGGUGGUUUCAGCAAGGCCUCAGUUUCCUGCCAUCAGCACUUGUAAUAUGGACAUUUGCUACCUUUAUAUUCUCAUACAUCACUGCAAUAACACUCCACCAUGUUGAUCCUGCAUUGCCUUAUAUCAGUGAUACUGGUACAGUACCUCCAGAAAGAUGCCUCUUUGGAGUAAUGCUAAAUAUUGCUGCAGUUUUAGGUAUUGCUACCAUGUAUGUUCGUUACAAACAAGUUCAUGCACUGAAUCCUGAAGAGAACCUUAUCAUCAAAUUCAACAAAGCUGGCCUUGUACUUGGGAUACUGAGUUGUUUAGGACUCUGUCUUGUGGCAAAUUUCCAGAAAUCAACACUAUUUGUUGCACAUGUAUGUGGAGCUGUGCUUGCCUUUAGUAUGGGUUCAUUAUACAUGUUUGUUCAAACCAUCCUUUCCUACCAAAUGCAACCUAAAAUUCACAGCAAACAAGUCUUCUGGAUCAGACUACUGUUGGUUAUCUGGUGUGGAGUAAGUGCACUAAGCAUGCUGACUUGCUCAUCAAUUUUGUACAGUAGUGAUUUUGGUGCUGAUAUAGUACAGAAACUACACUGGAACCCUGAGGACAAAGGUUAUGUGCUUCACAUGGUCACUACUGCAGCAGAAUGGUCUAUGUCGUUUUCUUUCUUUGGAUUUUUCCUGACGUACAUUCGUGACUUCCAGAAAAUUACUUUACGGGUGGAAGCCAAUUUACAUGGAUUAACCCUCUAUGACACUGCUCCUUGUCCUGUUACCAAUGAAAGAACACCACUGCUUUCCAGAGACUUUUAAUGAAGGGAUAAAAUACUUCUGUGAUAAUUACGAUUCUCAGGGAUUUGAGAAAGAUGCAGAAAAGUUGCUUAUUAUACUCUGAAAAAUUUGAAUCAGUUAAUCAAGGCUGACAGUGACAUUAAUGAACGAUAAUAAUCAAGAGACGUGUAAUAAGCCAUUUGAUCAGUUUUCUUAAAGGAUGUCAUUAAGAUUAUCUAAAAAUAUUUAUGCCUAGACUUUUUUUAAUCUCAGAAAAUAAAACCAAAGGAUAAUACCA